GAUUCAAAAGUCUUAUUGGCACAGGACAGGAGUAGACAGUAGACACUGCUUCUUCACCUUUCAGCUUCCCUAGGCCCCUUGGAGGACCCUAACCCAGCGUGCUCCCAGCUGUGCCAAGAAGGAUGUCGGUCUGCUACAGUCCCCCAGGGAACGAGACGCUGCUGAGCUGGAAGGCCUCGCGGGCCACAGGCACGGCCUUCCUGCUGCUGGCGGCGCUGCUGGGGCUCCCUGGCAACGGCUUCGUAGUGUGGAGCUUGGCGGGCUGGCGGCCUGCACGGGGGCGGCCGCUGGCUGCCACGCUCGUGUUGCACUUGGCGCUGGCCGACGGCGCGGUGCUGCUGCUCACGCCGGUCUUCGUGGCCUUCCUGACGGGGCGGGCCUGGCCGCUGGGCCAGGCGGGCUGCAAGGCGGUGUACUACGUGUGCGCGCUCAGCAUGUACGCCAGCGUGCUGCUCACCGGCCUGCUCAGCCUGCAGCGCUGCCUCGCCGUCACCCGCCCCUUCCUGGCGCCCCGGCUGCGCAGCCCGGCCCUGGCCCGCCGCCUGCUGCUCGCCGUCUGGCUGGCCGCCCUGUUGCUCGCCGUCCCGGCCGCCGUCUACCGCCACCUGUGGAGGGAUCGCGUGUGCCAGCUGUGCCACCCGUCGCCGGCCCACGCCGCCGCCCACCUGAGCCUGGAGACUCUGACCGCCUUCGUGCUUCCUUUUGGGCUGAUGCUCGGCUGCUACAGCGUGACGCUGGCGCGGCUGCGGGGCGCCCGCUGGGGCUCCGGGCGGCAAGGGACGCGGGUGGGCCGGCUGGUGAGCGCCAUCGUGCUCGCCUUCGGCUUGCUUUGGGCCCCCUACCACGCGGUCAACCUUCUGCAGGCGGCAGCCGCGCUUGCUCCGCCAGAAGGGGCCUUGGCGAGGCUUGGCGGGGCGGGCCAGGCAGCGCGGGCGGGAACCACGGCCUUGGCCUUCUUUAGCUCCAGCGUCAACCCGGUGCUCUACGUCUUCACCGCCGGGGAUCUGCUGCCCCGAGCAGGUCCCCGUUUCCUCACACGGCUCUUCGAGGGCUCUGGGGAGGCCCGAGGGGGUGGCCGUUCUAGGGAGGGGACCAUGGAACUCCGCACUACACCCCAGCUAAAAGUGGUGGGCCUGGGCAGGGGAAAUGGGGACCCCGGCGGAGGGAUGGAGAGGGACAGUCAGGAAUGGGACCCUCGACACUAAACCCUACAACCAGGCCUGUGCCUCCCUAUGCCUUUCCAUUACCCCUGAGCACUGGGGGACCCUUCUCUGACUACAGUUUGGGUCUGGCUGGGUAGGGUUGUUAUACACCUGGGCAGGCCAGGUUCCUCCAAGCUGAGGGAUUAUGAGGGCGGUGAUGGUCCAUGUUAACUGACUACUGUGUGCUUGCAGGUUGGCAUGUACCCAUGUGCCAGGGCUGCGUACUUGUUGCCAAUAGCUAUUAUUGUGAAAUACACCAGGAAGCCAUUA
Messenger RNA from Lemur catta (Ring-tailed lemur), 1472 nucleotides. RefSeq names its product leukotriene B4 receptor 2 (gene LTB4R2). The transcript is spliced from 3 exons. Bases 123 to 1205 code for a protein of 360 amino acids. The record is from RefSeq and is a predicted model, not a curated record. Gene Ontology annotation, cellular component: membrane. Gene Ontology annotation, biological process: neuropeptide signaling pathway; inflammatory response. NCBI's taxonomy places the organism in Eukaryota, Metazoa, Chordata, Mammalia, Primates, Lemuridae. Gene Ontology annotation, molecular function: G protein-coupled peptide receptor activity; leukotriene B4 receptor activity.